Messenger RNA from Abrus precatorius (Indian licorice), 1777 nucleotides. RefSeq names its product glycosyltransferase BC10-like. Gene Ontology annotation, cellular component: membrane. Gene Ontology annotation, molecular function: glycosyltransferase activity. The coding region runs from base 150 to 1280 and encodes 376 amino acids. Lineage: Eukaryota; Viridiplantae; Streptophyta; Magnoliopsida; Fabales; Fabaceae. The record is from RefSeq and is a predicted model, not a curated record. The transcript is spliced from 10 exons.
AAUGGAGAGAACCAAAUUAAUAAUUGUUGUGAUUGCAAACAUCUUCUGAAUCCUCUUCUCAAUAUUUCAACGUCUUCUCCGUCAUCACAUGAUAUGUUUAGUGGAUUGUUAUGUUAUACAAACAAUAAAAACCAAUAGCGUCGCGUCGAAUGGCAUCGGCGGCGAGGGGCGUCAAGAGACGCCACGUAAUCACUAGGUUCAGCUGCAAGAUGCUGUUCCUCUUCUCCGUUUCCCUCUCAUGCGUCGUCGUUUUAACCAUCGCGUCUCUCUUCAGGUCUUACUCUAUCAAACCCCCAAUUUCAAUUUCUCGCGUCUUUGAUGGCCCUCCCAAGAUCGCAUUCUUGUUCCUCGUUCGCCGCAACCUCCCUCUCGAUUUCCUCUGGGAUGCUUUUUUCCAGAACGGCGACGUUGCGAGAUUCUCGAUUUAUGUUCAUUCGGCGCCUGGGUUUCUCUUGGAUGAGUCAACGACGAGGUCGCAUUUCUUCUACGGUCGACAACUGAGUAAUAGCAUCCAGGUUUUAUGGGGAGAAUCAAGUAUGAUUCAGGCUGAAAGGUUGUUACUGGCAGCAGCUUUAGAGGACCCUGCAAAUCAAAGAUUUGUUCUUCUCUCGGACAGCUGCGUUCCACUGUACAACUUUUCCUACGUGUACAAUUAUGUCAUGGUUUCUCCAAGGAGUUUCGUGGACAGCUUUCUUGAUGCAAAAGAGGGCCGCUACAAUCCAAAAAUGUCACCUAAAAUACCAAGGGAAAAAUGGCGUAAAGGGUCCCAGUGGAUCACCUUAGUUCGUAAGCAUGCUGAAGUGAUUGUUGAUGAUGAAGUUAUCUUUUCUGUCUUUAAGAAAUAUUGUAAGAGACGUCCACCAGUUGAUACCAGAAAGGGAAAGCUGAAUCUGAAACUUCAGAAGCAGCACAACUGCAUACCAGAUGAACACUAUGUCCAGACAUUGCUUGCAAUGCAUGGCCUUGAAGGAGAACUUGAACGUAGAACGUUGACCUAUACCCUGUGGAACCAAUCUGCUACAAAAAUGGAGAAUAAACGCUGGCAUCCUAUUACUUUCACCUAUGCAAAUGCUGGUCCUCAAAGGAUAAAGGACAUGAAGGGCAUCAACCAUGUUUAUUAUGAGACUGAGUCCCGGAUAGAAUGGUGUCGUACCAAUUCAACAUCCGUUCCAUGCUUUUUGUUUGCUAGGAAAUUCUCUCAAGGAGCUGCUAUGCGCUUGUUGAGCGGGGAAGUUGUUGACCACUUCCAAGUUUCUGCUUUGUUAGCCACAACCCCCUGAUUUGCCCUUCCGUCCAAAGCAGCUCUUAGCCCUAUACUGACUAUUGACUGACCUUAGACAUAUACCUCGGACGUCAAAUGGGGUUGCCACAAGUUAUAUACAGCAUACUCUAUGAAAGCAGAUUUUGAUUCGUUUACUUCAAGUUAGAUACAGCAUACUCCCGACAAACAGAUAUUGAAGCCAAAGUUUGUAGCUGUGGUUGAAAUAAUUUAUGGGCAAGUUAAAGUACCGCCGGAUGGGAUGUUAUGAGCUGAUAGGACCAUUUUAUCUAGCUUAGUGAGAAGUCUUAUACUUCAUACCACAAUUUUAAAUCAAUGAUUACACGAACUAAUAAGUUUUAAUAUAGAAAGGAAUGUAUUUUUUUUUCAAUCAUAUCUGAAAAAUUUUAAUAAUUCUUACGGCAGACUGAAACAUUAGACUCUCCCCUUCCCCACUCACCCAUCAAGCUCCAUGAGAGGGAAGGUCGUGCUGGCGACAUGUUUGCCAAUAACAUUGGG